AUGUUCGACAAGUUGGACGAGGCAUCAGACGAAGAGAACGAUAUGCUGGAUUUGGCGUUUGGCCUGACGGAGACAUCGAGGUUGGGCUGCCAGAUCACCAUGACACCGGAGCUGAAUGGAUUGGUGGUCAAGCUGCCAUCAAUGACGAGGAAUAUGCAGAAGAGCGAUUUCGAGCAGCGCAAGAGUUGGUGUGGGAGGGGAGGGGACAAUACUUGGUCGAAUAAUGAGUCCUUCAUGAAGAAGAUUAUCGCCCAUACCCAUGUACAUUAUAAUGCUGUACCUGUACCUGUAGAAGAAAGCUGA
Drepanopeziza brunnea f. sp. 'multigermtubi' MB_m1 is the source of this 303-nucleotide messenger RNA. The record is from RefSeq and is a predicted model, not a curated record. NCBI's taxonomy places the organism in Eukaryota, Fungi, Ascomycota, Leotiomycetes, Helotiales, Drepanopezizaceae.